This is a messenger RNA of Fraxinus pennsylvanica, 4773 nucleotides long. The record is from the annotation of a GenBank genome assembly. Lineage: Eukaryota; Viridiplantae; Streptophyta; Magnoliopsida; Lamiales; Oleaceae.
AUGAAUUCACCGCCUUCCCAAUCGGGAAGGUCCGAAUCCCCGUUUACCAAUAGCAAAAGAUCGUCGAGUUUUACUUCUUCUCCACUAUCGAAAUCACUUUCUGAUCCCAGCAGCCAGAGCUUUUCCUCCAUCCUUAACAACCCCAAACCUUCUUCCUCCCUCGUGGGCUGGUGGUCUUCCUCAACCUCUGUACCGGCUUCCGAGUUUACCCCUUUGCCCUCUGUUCCGAAGCCCGGAUCCGAAAUCACUCGAUCCGACUUCCUUUCUUACCUGUCGUCUGUUUCGGAACCUCACUCCCGGUUUCGGGAUAUUCUCAAGCAGCAUGAUCGCGACCACCAGGUGUUGGAUGGGGAAUCGGAGGGGGCCGCUGGUGAAGCGCUAGUGGCGUGUCUUAGGGAGGUUCCAGCGCUGUACUUUAAGGAGGAUUUUGAGUUGGAGGACGGCGCGACUUUCAGGGCAGCGUGCCCGUUCAGGACGACGUUGGAGAAUCUUGCUCUGCAGGAGAGAUUAUCGCAGUAUUUGGAUGUGGUGGAGUUGCAUUUGGUUAGGGAAAUCUCGCUCCGCUCCAACUCCUUUUUUGAGGCGCAGGGGCAAUUGGAGGACUUGAAUGCUAAGAUUCUUGAGGGGUGUGGGAGGGUCAGGGAGUUGAAGGAGACCAUUAGGAUCUUGGACACCAACUUGGUGGGGUCUGCCAGGACAGUGCAGGAGCUAAGCUUGAAACGGGGUGAUUUGAUAUCUCUGCACAACAAGCUUAGACUUGUGCUCUCUGUCAACCAGGCUCUCUCCACUCUUGAAUUGCUUGUUGCAUCUGCAGAUUGUGUUGGCGCUUUAGACAUUACUGAUGAUUUGCAGCAUUUAUUGGAUGGUGACGAGCUGACUGGUUUGCAUUGCUUUCGUCAUCUUCGAGAUCAUGUAGCAACUUCAAUGGACACUAUUAACAGCAUUCUUUCAGCAGAAUUCAUCCGUGCAUCUUUGCAUGGUGCUGAUGAUCCAGAGGCAUCAUUAACAAGGCAUAGCUCGGCUUAUAAGGGAAGAGAUAAUGAAGUUAGACUAGAGGAAGAGCGGAUUUCUAAUUUUCAAGACCAGCUUCUUCCCCUUAUCAUUGGAUUGCUCAGAACGGGAAAGCUACCUGCUGUGUUGAGAAUAUACCGUGAUACACUUGCUUCUGAAAUAAAAACUUCAGUCAAACUGGCAGUUGAGAAUAUGCAUUUGGAGUUGGAUUCUGUAUCUGGAGACGGGGUGGUGGAUGCAGAUGGUGGAGGCUCAUCACUGGGAACUAAGUUAAAAAGUCUGUCACCUGAUGGCUUUCUUAAACUUUUGGAGGAGGUUUUCAUGAUUGUACAGAUGCGCUUGAUGAGGGCUUCUGAUGUUAAAAAAGCAAUUGAGUGGAUCAUGGGCAAUCUCAGCGGUCACUAUGCUGCUGCUUCAGUUGCUGCCGCACUUGCACUUGGUGCAGCUGCUCCAGACACAACUCAGGAGACUUACGGGCAGGGUAGUUCCAUUUUAUCACAAUCUUCCCUGGGGAAUGUUACCAGAGUUCCAUCCAUCCAGGGAAGGGGAAAUGAUAUCACAAGUCCAACAAAUCUUUCAAGAAACUUCCGAACUGAUAUUUUAAGAGAGAAUGCAGAAGCUCUAUUUGCAGCCUGUGAUGCUGCUCAUGGAAGAUGGGCAAAAAUUGUUGGAAUUCGCUCUCAAAUUCAUCCAAAAUUGAGGCUGCAGGAUUUUCUAAGUGUCUAUAACAUCAGUCAGGAAUUCAUUAGUUCAACAGAGAAGAUUGGUGGAAGGUUGGGAUACAGCAUUCGUGGAACUCUACAGUCACAGGCUAAAGCCUUUAUCGAGUUCCAGCAUGAAUUUCGGAUGGCAAAGAUGAAGGCUUUACUUGACCAAGAAAAUUGGACUGAGAUAGAUGUGCCAGAUGAGUUUCAGACCAUUGUCACUCCAUUAUCUUCAGAUUCCAUGACUGAUGGACAUAGAGAUGAAGCUCCUGGUACAUCUAACAACAGUGAAACAAUAUCAAGAAGUAAUGAUUUCCCUGUGGCUGAUGCUGGACUUUCAAAUUCAUCUCAACACAUUGAACUGCCUGAUUCUAAUGGAAUGUCAGCAGUUCAUGCACAAAACGCCGAUUCUUCACGCCUGAGUGGGGAGUCUGAGAGUGGCAAUACUGAUGUUGGAACUUGUGGAUCGUCUUCCACUCAAAGUAAUAAUGUUAAUACGAGAGAACGGGGAAAAUCUUCCCUUCGGAUGCUUUAUUUUAAAGGUGUUGGAUAUCACAUGGUAAACUGUGGCUUAUAUUUGGUGAAGAUGUUGUCAGAGUACGUCGAUAUGAAUAAUUGUUUGCCAACACUAUCUGCUGAAGUUGUUCACCGUGUUGUUGAGAUAUUGAAAUUUUUCAAUUCAAGGACGUGUCAUCUUGUUCUUGGCGCAAAUGCCUUGCAGGUCUCUGGUUUGAAGUCUAUUACUUCUAAACACUUGGCUAUGGCAAGUCAGGUUAUCAGCUUCACUUAUGCCAUUAUACCAGAAAUCAGGAGAGUUCUCUCCUUAAAAGUGCCAGAGACGUACAAAGGGCUACUGUUGUUAGAGAUCGACAGAGUAGCAAAUGAUUAUAAAGUUCACCGCGAUGAGAUACACUCUAAGCUGGUUCAGAUAAUGAGAGAAAGAUUGGUGGUUCAUCUACGUAGCUUGCCACAAAUUGUUGAGAGUUGGAAUAGAUCUGAGGAUUCUGAUCCACAGCCGAGUCAGUUUGUUCGGUCUCUCACAAAGGAAGUUGGUUAUCUUCAACGUACAUUAUCUAAACAUCUGCUUGAAGAGGAUGUUCAAGCUAUUUUUGGGCAAGUUGUUGUAAUCUUCCAUUCUCAAAUUUCUGAAGCAUUUAAAUCAUUGGAGAUAAACAGUCCACAAGCAAAGAGCAGGCUCUAUUGUGACAUUCAGCAUAUCCUUGGGUGCAUCAGAUCAUUACCUUCUGUUAAUUUGGGUGAAUCCAGUCCACCAAAUUGGGGACAACUUGAUGAAUUCUUGGCACAAAAUUUUGGCACCGAAGCUAUAGCCUGUGCAUCAAGUUGUUACUUCGAACGAGGGAGUAAGCAUGCAGAAUAUAUUGCCGCGAUCCCAUGCUCAGUAGUUUUAUACGCAAUUUUGAAUGAUUCAUGGGGAUGCAUCGAGCUUGACAUGACUUCUUGUGAAUUUGCAGAACGUGAGGUCGAACCAGUUCCCUCUUGGAAAAUUUGUAUCAAAAUCCUCUUACCAAGUAGAAACUGCGAGCUGAUGUUUGUAUCCGAAGAAAAUGCUCUAUAUAAUAUAACUCUUUCAAUCUCACAUCGCUUCAUAUCAAAAUCAGCAAUGGAAGUUUUAGCUCUACUUGCCCUUUCUCUAUCUCUAAUUGUUUUCGCUCUUUUCCUUGCCUUCCGCAGCCGGUCGGACGGUGCAAAACUUCCGCCUGGUAGCUUUGGGUGGCCUAUAAUGGGAGAAACUAUCGAAUUCUUGUUCGGCAAACCGGAGAAGUUCGUCGGUCACAGAAUGAACAAAUACUCACCACACAUCUUCAAAACCAAAAUACUCGGAGAGAAAACUGCUGUUUUUUGCGGCCCUAAUGGCCAUAAAUUUCUAUUUUCUAAUGAACAAAAAUACUUCACUUCCUUCCGCCCCCACCCUAUGCAAUACCUCUUCCGUUCCUACCGAAACAACACGGCGGCUCCUCCACCACCAUCAUCAUCGCGAACUGAUGAGGUGAAAUCGAUUCGACAACCGGGGUUCUUCAAACCAGAAGCCUUGAUGAGAUUUUUGGGGAAAAUGGAUUCCAUUACACAACAACAACUACAAAUGCAUUGGAAUCAUGACAAAAAUAGGGUUAAAGUUUACCCUCUUGCCAAAAGCAUAACCCUAACACUUGCUUCUCACUUCUUUCUAGGAAUCAACAAUCCAGAGCGUAUUUCGCGGCUUGUAAAACACUUCGAUGAUGUUACGUUGGGCAUGCAUUCGAUCAUGUUGAACAUUCCGGGGACUGUUUUUUACCGCGCAAAUAAAGCGGCUUCCGCUAUUAGGAACGAACUUUUGAAUGUUAUAAAAGAGAAGAAACUGGCUAUGGCUACCGGAGCUCCGGUGCAAGAUAUAUUGUCUCAUAUGAUUGUUGUUACCGACCCGAAUGGCCGAUCCAUGCCCGACGCUGAAAUUGCUGAUAAAAUAAUGGGGUUGCUAACUGCGGGAUACAGUACAGUUGCUACCACCAUAACUUUCUUGAUGAAAUAUGUUGGCCUUAGCCCCGAAAUUUACGAAAAGAUCAGAGCAGAGCAAGUGGAGAUUGCAGCCUCUAAGAAGAAUGGUGAAUUACUGGAAUGGGAAGACGUACAGAAAAUGAAAUAUUCGUGGAACGUCAUAUGUGAAACAAUGAGACUGGUUCCCCCUCUUCAAGGAACUUUUAGAGAAGUCUUGACGGAAUUUACCUAUAAUGGUUACACAGUUCCAAAGGGUUGGAAGGCGUAUUGGACUGUGAGCACGACCAACACAAACCCUGAAUAUUUCCGGAACCCGGAGAAGUUUGAUCCAUCAAGGUACGACGAAGGUGAAACACCGGAACCGUAUACUUAUGUACCGUUCGGGGGAGGGCCGAGAAUGUGCCCCGGAAAAGAGUAUGCUAGGCUGGCCAUAUUGGCUUUCAUUCAUAAUGUGGUAAAAAAGUACAAAUGGGAAGUGAUUGAUCCUAAUGAGAAGGUUGAAGGCGAUAUGAUGCCGGAGCCGGAAAAGGGGCUUCCGAUAUGGCUGCACCACCACCACCACUAG